CAUGUCCAUGCUGCCCACCUUCGGCUUCACGCAGGAGCAAGUGGCGUGCGUGUGCGAGGUGCUGCAGCAGGGCGGCAACAUCGAGCGGUUGGGCCGCUUCCUGUGGUCGCUGCCCGCCUGCGAGCACCUCCACAAGAAUGAAAGCGUGCUCAAGGCCAAGGCCGUGGUGGCCUUCCACCGCGGCAACUUCCGCGAGCUCUACAAGAUCUUGGAAAGCCACCAGUUCUCGCCACACAACCACGCCAAACUCCAGCAGCUGUGGCUCAAGGCGCACUACAUCGAGGCGGAGAAGCUGCGCGGGCGGCCCCUGGGCGCUGUGGGCAAGUACCGCGUGCGCCGAAAGUUCCCGCUGCCGCGCUCCAUCUGGGACGGGGAGGAGACCAGCUACUGCUUCAAGGAGAAGAGUCGCAGCGUGCUGCGCGAGUGGUACGCACACAACCCCUACCCGUCACCCCGCGAGAAGCGAGAGCUGGCGGAGGCUACCGGCCUCACCACCACGCAAGUCAGCAACUGGUUCAAGAACCGGCGGCAGCGCGACCGGGCGGCCGAGGCCAAGGAAAGGGAAAACAGCGAGAACUCCAAUUCCAACAGCCACAACCCUCUGGCUUCCUCGCUCAAUGGCAGCGGCAAGUCGGUGUUAGGCAGCUCUGAGGAUGAGAAGACGCCGUCGGGGACCCCAGACCACUCGUCGUCUAGUCCGGCGCUGCUGCUCAGUCCACCGCCACCCCCCGGGCUGCCGUCCUUGCACAGCCUGGGCCACCCUCCUGGCCCCAGCGCCGUGCCGGUGCCCGUGCCCGGCGGAGGCACAGACCCCUUGCAGCACCACCAUGGCCUGCAGGACUCCAUCCUCAACCCCAUGUCGGCCAACCUCGUGGACCUGGGCUCCUAGAGCUCUGCCGCCUCGGCGUACCGGCCUUCCAGGCUCGGCGCUGGGGACCUGAGAGAGGCGGUGCGGGAGGGCGCUCUGCGCGGGCGAUCCCAUCAGGUAUUGAAAGACGGGCGCGCAGGGCGGGUAGAACCUGCGGCUAGGCGAAGCGGACUGCGCUGGGUCCUUCCUUGUUCGGAAUUUAUUUCCAGCACCUAGCUUUUGAGAUCCUUUGGGGCCGGUCUUCAGACAGAGAAAGGAAUAAAUUAUACACCAUUCUUUCUCUCUUCUCCUCCUCUCGCCCCUCCUUUGCCUCCUCCUCUUCCCCGCUUUCUUUCUUUUUUUCCUGUUUCCUUCUAGAUUUCUGUAUUUCUGGUUCGUUCUCUCUCCUGUCCCGCGGUCUCUUGCACUCUUUGCUGCCUCUUAAUCUGUAACCUCAGCCUUUCUGCUCCUCUCAGCCCUUACUUUCCCCUGUCGGGGAGGAAGAAGGAAGUCAGGGCCUUUGACCCUAGGCCUCCAAAGGCUCUUCCCGAGGGCUCUGUCCCAUCAGUGGGCGCUGCAGGUGUCAGCUUUUUGCCUCCUAAUUUAAGUGAAAGGAAGGGGCGAUGCCCCAUGCCCCGCAUUCCCCGAAGGCGAAGGCCGGGCCGCCGGCACCCCCCUGCGACCCUGGGCGAGGC
Molecule: messenger RNA, 1542 nt
Organism: Fukomys damarensis (Damara mole-rat)
Lineage: Eukaryota; Metazoa; Chordata; Mammalia; Rodentia; Bathyergidae
Gene: Six2
Product: SIX homeobox 2
Exons: 2
Coding region: 2-889 (295 amino acids)
Biological process (GO): regulation of transcription by RNA polymerase II; kidney development
Cellular component (GO): transcription regulator complex; nucleus
Molecular function (GO): RNA polymerase II cis-regulatory region sequence-specific DNA binding; DNA-binding transcription factor activity, RNA polymerase II-specific
Source: RefSeq, a predicted model, not a curated record